Rodentolepis nana is the source of this 3942-nucleotide messenger RNA. NCBI's taxonomy places the organism in Eukaryota, Metazoa, Platyhelminthes, Cestoda, Cyclophyllidea, Hymenolepididae. The record is from the annotation of a GenBank genome assembly.
CUUUUCAUGAAAAUUUGGAGAGAUGAAUUACUUUUGCCCUACAUUGUAAUGAUAACAAGAGCUAUUCUUGACGAAAUUAAUCGGGAACGCAAAGGCGAGAUCAUCUCAAAAUCACGACUUCGCGCUGUGAUUAAUAGCUUCGCUGAAGUACAUGAUAUUCUAAUAAUCUACGAGUGCAUGAGAGAUAAAGUUGAUUUAUCGGAACUGCCACGCUGUGAACUAUUUUUAGGCCCUAAAAAGCGGUACGGAGAGGUUCCACUUUAUGUCAAGUACUUUGAAAUGGCUUUAAUGUACGAAACUACCGCGUUCUAUGAGAAGGCGAGCCACUCGUAUUUGAUCGAACACACGGUGGAAGAUUACUUAAUAUGGGUAAUUAGUACGAAUCAAUUUACUCUUCUUCCUGUGAUGGGUUGCAUUAAAAGCGAAAAGAAGCGAGCAGCUUCCUAUCUUUCCCAGACAACAUGGAAGCCUUUGUUAGGGGCAAUUUAUGACGGUUUAAUUGGAAUUCACUUUGAGAAGAUAGCUGCCGAAUUUCCACAUCUCAUGAAGGAGAACAGAAAAGCCGCCCUAAAUGCAAUGUACAAACUUCUUUUCCAAUACCAUGGGGGCGUUAGUCAGCUGGCAGACAUGUUGGAAACAUUUGUGACUGAAUGGGGUACCAUGGUCUUGGCACAUACUAAACCUAUGCCCAUGGCCUUUAUGAUUGCCGUGCUAAAAAUAUUGAAGACCGGUGAGAACAUUCUUCAAAACGCCUUCGAUAAUGAUCGUGCCCUGAAGAGAGCCUUUGAGAGGGGUGUAAGAAAUUUUGUUAAUCACAAUGCCUUAACGAUAAAUUAUGGAGGGUCUCAAAUUGUGCCAGAACUUAUUGCCAAAUGCGCGGAUUUUAUUCUUCGAAAAGACUCAAAAUCCCGACUGAAGAAUGAACCGGAAGAUUGGAUGGACGCUAUGUUAAGAGUAUUCUGGUUCUUGGAAGACAAGGACGAGUUUCGAAAAUUUUACUUGCUUUACCUUUCUCGACGUUUGAUAUAUGAUAACUCCAUCUCCUACGCUGCUGAAUACACCAUGGUUAACAAAAUGAAUGAAUAUUGCGGUAAUGACUACACAAUUAGGUUUCGAUCAAUUCUGAAGGAUGUGAAUAGAAGUCAAUCCCUAAUGAAAGAAUUCAAUGAAUGGAAUCCAUUCGAGCCUAUCGGAGUUAAUAUCUCUAUUAUGGUACUCAGUUCAGGUAUAUGGAAUUAUGAAUCACAAAAUGACGUGGUCUUGCCUCCUGAGUUGGAGCAAUACAUCUCUUGUUUUGAGGAAUUUUUCACAUCUAAACAUUCCAGAUGCACAUUGGCAUGGUGUUAUCAUCUAUCGAGGGCAGAACUUACCAGUGUGGAUGAUAAUAUAUGCACCCGUUUAAUCGUUUCAACCUACCAGAUGGUUAUUCUUUUAUUAUUCAACAAAGCUGAUCGAUUUUCUGUCCGGCAAAUAAAGAACGCGACAAGCAUUGAGGAAGAUAAGUUGAUCCAAAUUCUCCAAUACUUAAUAAACGAGGGCAUUUUGAAUGUGGUCGGAAGGGAAGAGAACGCAGGAAAGCAGAGCCCUAAACCGCAGAAAAGGAAACUUGUUGAUUAUCCUCCAGAAGCACACACCCAGCAGUUAAAUAAUGAAGAAGUCUCUAGCCAACAGGAAGACCCAAACAUCACCCUAGACACUACUCUUACUCUUCGGUUGAAACAUAGACUUCAUAAUGUGUGUAUACGUCUUGAUGUGCCACUGGGAAAAGUCACCAAAAAGGAGAUGGAGAAGAGCAUACAAGAAGCUGAAAAAGAUCGUCGACAUUGCAUCCAAGUGCGUAGAUAUGCUUCCGCCUGUGUUAUUCGAAUACUUAAAGUGAGAAAUAGACUGGAACAUGAAGAACUGGUGAAAAAGGCUCUUGAUCAGUUAUCCUCUCGGUUUACACCUGAGAUUGGUCAGAUCAAGGUAAGAUCCUAUGCAUAUGUUCGCAAAGGAAUUCAAGUUAGAACACUUCCUCCAGAGCAAAAAAUGGAUCUCGUGAUAAAUAAACUGCGAAAUACAGUUUCGAGCGCUUUACCCGGCAAUCCCGUAUCCAGAGAAUUUGAUUUAGAAAAUCAAGUUGGCUCCUCAGGUCCAGGUCUUUUGUGGAAGCUCUUCUCUGCAAAUAAGAAGUCCUCAAAAGAACCAGCUACCGUGUGGAUAUUUGAAAAGAAACUAGUCGAUCGAUUCUCAAAACGCGAACGAGAGCUAAUCAUCGAUAAGCUGAAACAGGGUGUUGCUACUUUGACCCGUUUGAGACAUCCACGCAUUCUGUCUGUUGUACAUCCCCUUGAAGAUUCGCGAGAAAGUCUCUGCUUUGCGACUGAACCUGUUUUCACGUCGCUUGCUAAUGCUCUUGGAAAGACUAAAAAUCUCACUGGUCCCCAAUUAGAUCGAUUGAGUGACUUCAAAUUUUCAGAAACAGAAUUGAAGUAUGGUAUCAUACAAAUAUGUGAAGCAUUAACGUUUCUUCAUCGUGACGGGAAACGAUUUCACUUGAAUGUUUCUCCUGAGUCGAUUGUAGUCAAUGUGUUAGGUUCUUGGAAGCUGUGUGGAUUUGAAUUUGCGUAUGAUAGAAAUGAUGAAGAAUGGGUAAGCACUCCAUCUUGGCAAUCAUCAAUUCCUUCGCUGUGUCAAUCACAUCUCGACUAUUGUGCUCCUGAAGUAGUGUUAGAGGGUAAAGGUUAUGCUGCCAGUGAUAUGUUUUCCGUUGGAAUGCUUCUUUAUACCUUUUACAACCAUGGGAUAUCUGCCCUCGAUUGCAAUGAAAGCUAUGGUGCUUAUCGGGAUUUAAUUAAGAAGUUGAGACCUUUAUCGCCUGCUAUAUUGUCAAACAUUCCAGCAGGAAUUAAAGAUUACGUGAAAAUGCUCCUGCAACCAGAUGUUGCCUUACGACCAGACUCACACGACAUUCUGAAACUUCCCUUUUUCGAUGACGCCAACGUGGCCUGUUUAAAGAGUCUAGACGACCUCUACCAGAUGGACAAUCUAUCUCGUUCCAAGUUCUACCGAAACCUACCGAACGCUAUCAAGAAUUUACCACCUAGGAUUAAUCUUCACAGAGUUUUUCCUCAACUGUCGGAGGAAUUUAAUAAUAAAAACAUGGUUCCUUUUGUACUUCCUUCUAUUCUCCUAAUUAUUGAUAUGUCAAGCCGCGAGGAGGUAACUACGUACAUAUUGCCGAGGUUUAAGUUUGUUCUUGCCAUUAACGAGCCAAUACAGGUGGUUCAAGUAUUGCUGCAGAAUUUGGGUAUUCUUGUGGCCAAACUUUCGCCAGCAGAUUUCAAGACUUAUGCUCUGCCUAUUCUCAACUCUGCUCUGGAGUCGAAUUCUACGCCAAUUCUCGUGGCGGAGGUAUUCAGCAUGGAACCAUCUAAGUCAAUCCAGAAGCCAUCGUCAGCCCUUCAGACGCAGCCUAUGAGUCUUGAGACCAAGAAACGAGCAGUACUAGAGUUUGAACAGUUGGAGCGCAUGAAGCAACAGCCGAGUCUCACUCCACUUCAAGCUGCACCUACGCCGAAAAGUAAACCUACUGAUCUUACUGAUACUUUGAUCAAAUCCAACCUAGAUUUAAAUUGGAGUCGUCCAACGGCUCAACCGCCAACAUUCCAGCCAAUGGCACUGAACCCCACAAAGCCCAUGUUUGGCAAUUUCAUUUCUCCUCAACAACAACCGAAUUAUUUUGUCCAAAAUCCCAUCAUCUCCUCCUUUAACGGAGGCAAUGCACUUCCUCAAAGAGUUCCUAACCAACUACCUCCAACCUCGACUAUGUAUGCUCGUCCACAAGCGCCGUCAAACUUCAUUCAGCCUGCACCAAUCUGGCAGACUACUGCUACUAGCAACAACGCUAGCAAUAAUCCACCCCCUCUCUCCAAAUCUGACAUUAUGGACCUUCUUAGGUAA